CUCGUCAAAACUCCCAGAAACAUCAAGCUUCUUAACAAAGCACCUUCAACCCCUUUAACCCUUUAAAACCCCAUAUCCUCGACUGCUGUCUACCCCGCUACCCCGCGACAACCACCCCGCCAAAUCUAAACAAACUCUUACAAGAGGACCAAGGCACCGAACCUUGGUCACUACAGUCGUCAAGACGUUUUCCAAUCUCCUUAACUCGACGCACCACCCGUUCGCAGGAGCCCGCUGCUCAGCCGAUUCCGGAGGCUCAGCGGACUCGACCUUUGAACAGUAAAGGUCGAAAUCAAAAUCUGAACCCGUCCAAUCUACGCAAAUCGCAAACUUCCACGUCAAGAACCAUUCGCUCACCAUGGCUCCUCACGCGGAAGUCGGCACGGGCUCCUCGAACGGGGCUUACACCAACGGCCGAGGCUCUUCGGCCAACCAGGACCUCUUCACCGUCAACUCCCCCAAUGUCACCUACACUGAUGCGGAAAUUCGUUCCAAGUACACCUACCGCACCACUAAAGUCGACGUUGACGCCAAUGGCAAGUAUGUUGCUACUCCCAAUGAGACCCUCUACGAUUUCAAGGUCGACCGCAAGAUUCCCAAGGUCGGCAUGAUGCUGGUCGGUUGGGGCGGCAACAACGGAACCACCGUCACCGCCGGCAUCCUCGCCAACCGCCGCCAGCUCUCCUGGGAGACCAAGGAGGGUCCUCGCGAGUCCAACUACUAUGGUUCCGUUGUCAUGAGCUCGACCCUCAAGCUCGGCACUGAUGCCAAGACCCACCAGGAAGUCAACAUCCCCUUCCACAACAUCUUGCCCAUGGUUCACCCCAAUGACCUCGUCAUCGGCGGUUGGGACAUUAGCAAGAUGAACCUGGCUCAGGCCAUGGACCGCGCUCAGGUCCUUGAGCCUACCCUCAAGGCCCAGGUUAAGAAGGAGAUGACCGAGAUGGUUCCUCUUCCCUCCAUCUACUACCCUGACUUCAUUGCUGCCAACCAGGAGGAUCGCGCCGACAACGUCCUCGAGGGUACCAAGGCUUCCAUGGCUCACGUUGAGCAGCUCCGCAAGGACAUCCGUGACUUCAAGGCCAAGAACGGCCUUGACAAGGUCAUUGUCAUGUGGACUGCCAACACUGAGCGAUAUGCCGACCUCAUCCAGGGUGUCAACGACACGGCCGACAACCUUCUCAAGGCUAUUGAGCAGGGUCACGAGGAGGUUGCUCCCUCGACCGUCUUUGCUGUCGCCUGUAUCCUCGAGGGCGCCCCCUUCAUCAACGGUUCUCCCCAGAACACCUUUGUCCCUGGUGCCAUUGAGCUUGCCGAGAAGCACAACGCCUUCAUUGGUGGUGAUGACUUCAAGUCUGGCCAGACCAAGAUGAAGUCGGCCCUUGUUGACUUCCUGAUCAACGCCGGUAUCAAGUUGACCUCUAUUGCCAGUUACAACCAUCUUGGCAAUAAUGAUGGCAAGAACCUGAGCUCCCAGAAGCAGUUCCGCUCCAAGGAGAUUUCCAAGUCCAAUGUCGUCGACGACAUGGUCGAGGCUAACCACGUGCUGUACAAGAAGGGUGAGCAUCCCGACCACUGCGUUGUGAUCAAGUACAUGCCCGCGGUUGCCGACAACAAGCGUGCACUCGAUGAGUACUACGCUGAGAUUUUCAUGGGUGGCCACCAGACCAUUUCGAUGUUCAACAUCUGCGAGGACUCUCUCCUUGCUUCUCCCCUGAUCAUUGACCUGGUCAUCAUCGCUGAGAUGAUGUCUCGUAUCCAGUGGAAGUCUGCCUCCACCGACGGAGCCGCCACCACUGAGUACAAGAGCUUCCACAGCGUCCUGAGUGUGCUCAGCUACAUGCUCAAGGCUCCUCUGACUCCUCCCGGCACCCCGGUUGUCAACGCUCUUGCCAAGCAGCGCGCGGCUUUGACCAACAUCUUCCGCGCCUGUGUCGGUCUUGAGCCCGAGUCUGACAUGACCCUUGAGCACAAGCUCUUCUAAGCAUUGCAUGCUCAAUUGAUUCAAUUGCUUUUAGACAGAAUGAAAGAGGAGGAUAUAGGACAGUCAUUACUGAAAGAGACAACAUAAAAGAACCAAAAAAAAGGAGGAGAGACAAGUAUCAACUACAUAUUCAUAGGCUCCUAAAUUGAACAUGUCCGUUCUUCUCAUGCC
This is a messenger RNA of Fusarium vanettenii 77-13-4, 2155 nucleotides long. RefSeq lists its product as uncharacterized. Gene Ontology annotation, cellular component: cytoplasm. Gene Ontology annotation, biological process: phospholipid biosynthetic process; inositol biosynthetic process. Bases 359 to 1984 code for a protein of 541 amino acids. The record is from RefSeq and is a predicted model, not a curated record. Gene Ontology annotation, molecular function: inositol-3-phosphate synthase activity. NCBI's taxonomy places the organism in Eukaryota, Fungi, Ascomycota, Sordariomycetes, Hypocreales, Nectriaceae. The transcript is spliced from 3 exons.